Molecule: messenger RNA, 3218 nt
Organism: Aspergillus ruber CBS 135680
Lineage: Eukaryota; Fungi; Ascomycota; Eurotiomycetes; Eurotiales; Aspergillaceae
Product: ATP-binding protein
Exons: 1
Coding region: 196-3072 (958 amino acids)
Cellular component (GO): mitochondrial outer membrane
Molecular function (GO): ATP binding; ATP hydrolysis activity
Source: RefSeq, a predicted model, not a curated record
GUGAUGACAAAUCAGUCACGUGCCCGACAUUUCCGCCCGAAAAGGAAACCCAGCAGAGCAAAAAAGACAGAACAUUGACGUACCCCUCGUUUCCCCCAAACCAGCUGAUGCAGACACUCGCUACAUACAGCAUCAGCAGUCUGUGAAAAAUUACAAAAAUCCCGGUGGCUGCGCUCGCCCCGGAUGUACUCAUCAAUGCAUCAAGGCAAGUUGCUUUCGUCACUUGCCCGUGUCCGUCCGUGUCGAUUUAUCGCCCAUCGUCGUUAUCCCGCCGUCCUCGCGUCGUGUUCUCCUGCGCGUCGAUUUCAUAUUUCGCAGAGAUGUCUGUCUUCGACGCCGUCGGAUCCUUCUGGAGGCCAGAAUCCAGUGCCGGAAAAUAUUGCCAAUGACGUUUCGGCGCUGAAUGGGUUUCCCGAGGGCAACAACGAGACUUCGCACGCUGCGACGCCGCCUAUAGGUGCCCCAGGGAAGAAGGAGCCCGGGCCCUAUGGGUCGGGGAUACGCAGGGCUUUGAGGAAUCGGAAACCGGGCAAGGAAUGGACAGCGCCGGCUGCUGUGAUUCCCGACUGGUUUCAUGAGCGGAAUACGGUUAUUCAUAAGGGUGAAGGACAAACUACGAUUCAGGCGCCGCAGCAGGUCGUUAUUGACAAAACAAGCACUGAUAAACAGGCGGAGGACACCCCGAAGAAAGCGCAAGGUGGUGACGGAGAAGGAGGCCAACCUGGAGCUGAUGAGCCUCCGUCGGAGAACCGGUAUGCCUUGUCGGAAGCAUUAUGGGAGGAAUUGUGUGCGUCUGCUAGGGCAGGAAUACGGCUUCCGCCUGCAAAAUAUGCAAAGGAACCUUCGGCUAAGAAGACGCAUUUGGUUCUUCACUACCCCGGCAACGAUGGAAUUGUCUUCUUGGAUGCGGUGGUCAAAAGGCUAGCGCAGGAGUUGAGUACGGAUUUGGUGACGCUCAACGCUCAGGAUAUUUCUCAGCUGUGCAGUGAGCAGGAUUUGGCAGAUAACGGCGUGACCUCGCCGAUUAGAUCGCUUGGGUACGAAGUAUACCGGCCUUCGCUUUCUGAGGUCUGGCAGGAGGAUAGCGAUGCCGACGAUUCAGAUAUGAUGGACACUUCCGGUCCAUCGUCAAAUUUCAGGCCAGGCUCAGGGAUGCCGAAAUUCAUCACCAUCGAAAGCUCGAAAGACACUGGAGAUAUUCCAUUGCCGAACUGGCUUGGCUUGAAGUCUCUUGUGGCUUCGAUUAGCGGCCCUGCAGACGCUUCCGGUGCGUCUGGAGCACAAUCAAGCGGCGACCGGGUGGAGGACCGACGACUACGGCUUCUCAAUGAACUCCUUUCAUCUUCUGACAAACAUGCACAAAAACCAUCUGAAUCGCCAGUACCAGCGAAAGACUCUUCUGAAGCUCCCAAGCAGGAACCGUCUCGCGACAUCAUUGUCCAGGUUCAGGACUAUGGCGAAAUCCAAGGCACCCGGGAAGGUUCCCGUUUUGUAUCCCUACUGCAACAGGCUAUCCAAGAGCGACGGAAAGCCGGUUCGCGCGUGUUGCUGAUUGGGACAGCAGCCCAGGAUGUUGGUCCCGACUCACAGGAUGCAUCAAGACUCAUGCAGAAUGCGUUCGAUGACCACUUCUCACAAAUGCUCGUUAUCACGCCGGCCACGAGCUCGCAAGAGGUUGAAAAGACCUUUACGCAAGAUAGAAAGCGGCGGACUUUGGAUAUCAACAUCCGGCAUAUGCAAGAAAUGCUCCGGACACGACUUAAUGAACAUGCAUCGGCUACCAAGGACGAUAUUUUAAACACUCGUGUUUGGCCGUUAGAUCCCACGAUGAUUAAGGAAACCGGGCUUGAGGAGCGGUAUUGGUCGUAUGGCCAAAUACACUGGGCCGCCACGCUCGCAUUGGGAAGUGUCAAAGGGGAGGAAGCAUUUGGCUUUGAUCAUGUCCAAAAGGGAUUGGAGAUGAUGCAGCGAACAGACCGCGUUAAGAAUGCGUGGUUGCAGGAACGGUCACCGAAAACGAAAACUUCGGACUCCAAUAGCGACAGAGAAAAGUUAUUAGGAUCAUUACGCAAGACCUGCAAUACCCAUGAAAAGAAACUACUGAACGGUGUUGUGGACGCAAAGAACAUCCGCACAACCUUUUCGGAUGUUCACGUCCAGCCCGAGGCAAUCGAUGCCCUGAAGACCCUCACCUCGCUCUCCCUCAUCCGCCCUGAAGCCUUCACAUACGGUGUCUUGUCGACAGACAAGAUCCCCGGCCUACUUCUCUACGGACCACCCGGUACCGGUAAAACCCUCCUGGCCAAGGCCGUGGCACGCGAAAGUGGCGCGACAGUCCUCGAGGUCAGCGGAUCCGACAUCUACGACAUGUACGUCGGAGAAGGAGAAAAGAACGUCAAAGCCAUUUUCACAUUAGCCAAGAAGCUAAGUCCGUGCGUGGUGUUCAUCGACGAAGCGGACGCCAUCUUCUGCUCGCGUACCGGCUCCAGCAGCCGCACAUCGCAUCGUGAACUCAUCAACCAGUUCCUCCGCGAAUGGGACGGGAUGAACGACCUCUCAGCCUUCAUCAUGGUCGCUACCAACAGACCUUUCGACUUGGACGAUGCAGUCCUCCGCCGUCUCCCGCGACGACUCCUCGUCGAUCUCCCCACAGAACAAGACCGUCUGGCGAUCCUCAAAAUUCAUCUCAAGGAGGAAACCCUAGACGCAGCAGUCGAUCUUGCUGAACUCGCCCGUCGAACACCCCUAUACUCCGGCUCCGACCUCAAGAACCUGUCCGUAUCCGCAGCCCUGGCCUGCGUCCGCGAAGAAAACGACGCAGCAGCGCGACACCAGGGCCCAGAGCCCUAUCAAUAUCCCACCCGGCGAACACUCACCUGGACACACUUCGAGCGCGGCAUGGAAGAAAUCAGCGCAUCGAUUAGCGAAGACAUGUCCUCGCUAUCCGCGAUCCGGAAAUUCGACGAACAGUAUGGAGACCGCAAGGGUCGGCGCAAGAAGAGCCCGGGGUGGGGAUUCAUUCCUGCGAAGGGGGACGAAGGAGGACCUGAUACAGCGCGUGUACGGACUUAGAAUGCUUUGCUUUGCUUUUACUUCUGUUUGGAAUGGCUUUUGUAGGUUGGGAUAUGGGCCGAGAGCUAAACUUCUAUACAUGUUCUCUUUUUCUUUUUCUGUAAUAUUAACGACAUGACCGAACUUGAUGCGACUGCGAUAUGUAC